AGGAGAACGUCGCAGGGGAGGAGAACGUCACAGAGGAAGAGAACUCGUCACUGAACAAACUAGAACAUUCAGUGGAUCUUGAACAGUCCAGGAUGUCCAGCGGAGGGUUCACUGAGUCUGGUGGACGGAGGCCUAACUCUGGUCUGGACUCAAGUCUUCUCACUUCUUGGUCUCACUUUGAGUCUGAGCUGCUCUCCUCUGCUGCUUCACCUGGUAACUGAUGACUCACCAGCAGCUCUCUCUCUGAUUGGCUGCUGACUUGGAAGUGAAAGUAAAGAAUGGGACUUUCCACAGAUGCUGCUGCGUUCAGGUGCUGCAGGAAACGCCAGACUCCUCAUGCUAAGUGACCAUUCCAGCUGAGCCUCAGAGGGGAACUCCUGGCUGUACGGAGACGCCUGAAGGCAUCGUGUGGUCUGACUGGUUCCACUGGUUCCACUGGUUCCAGAGAACGAGGGAACUCAAACUGUCUCACUUCAUCAAACGAAAUGUUUUCACCUUAAAUCAGAGAAGAAGAAGAAGAAGAGUCAUGUUUCAGAGCUUCUGUUUCAUCAUCAGUUCAUGAGAGCAGCAGCCUUCUCUACCUGGACACUGAUGGCAUCACACCAUCUCUGCUUUCUCAUUGGCUCGUUGUGUGAAAGAGCUCAGCUGCUGCUGGAGUUUCUGUCAGUCCUCCUCAGACCGGUUCAGGGUUUACAGGGUCUCAGACGGGUUCAGGGUCUCAGUCGGGUUCAGGUCUACAGAGUCUCAGACGGGUUCAGGUCUACAGGGAGCUGAUGAAGAUGAUGAAGAUGAUGGUGGUCCUCGUCCUCUCUGGUGUCCUCUGGGUCUCAGCUGACGUUCUUCAUGAGGACAGUCAUCUUGUUGGCUGUUCAGACUCUGGUGGAGAGGACAUGUACGGUCUGGAUGGUGAAGAGGUUUGGUACGCAGACUUCAAACACAACAAAGGAGUCGAGCCUCAGCCUCCUUUUGUAGAUCCCAUGACCUACCCAGGAGGUUAUGAACAAGCUGUGGCUAAUCUAGAGAUCUGCAAACAGAACCUGAAAGUAGCACGUCAAGCCUACAAGGAGUUCCCACUGGAGAAAGAUCCUCCUUCCAGUCACAUGAUCUACACCAGAGACAAAGUGGAACCAGGACAGAAGAACUCCCUCAUCUGUCAUGUGACUGGUUUCUAUCCUGCUCCUGUGGAGUUCUCCUGGACCAAGAACGAGGAGAACGUCACUGAAGGAAGCAGCACCAACGUUCCCUUCGUCAACAAGGACGGAACCUUCAACCAGUUCUCCACCCUGGAGUUCACCCCACAGCUGGGAGACAUCUACGGCUGUACGGUGAAACAUCUGGCCCUGGACCAGCCACAGACCAAGUUCUAUGAUGUGCAGCAGACUCAGCCCAGCAGUGGUCCUGCGGUCUUCUGUGGAGUCGGUCUGACUGUCGGUCUGCUCGGUGUCGCUGCUGGAACCUUCUUCCUCAUCAAAGGAAACGAGUGCAGCUGAUUGAUUAAUGAUCAACUCGUCUUCAUCAUCUAAUCGACUCGUCUUCAUCAUCUAAUCGUCUCGUCUUCAUCAUCUGAUCGACUCGUCUUCAUCAUCUGAUCGUCUCGUCUUCAUCAUCUUAUCGACUCGUCUUCAUCAUCUGAUCCUCUCGUCUUCAUCAUCUAAUCCAGUUUAAUUAAUGUUAUUUCUGUUUCUCAUCUUAUUGUUGUAUGAAUCUUAGUUAUCAGCGUGCUCUUAUUUUGAAAUAAAGGUAACAUCUGCAGAGAUA
Anarrhichthys ocellatus (wolf-eel) is the source of this 1758-nucleotide messenger RNA. RefSeq names its product HLA class II histocompatibility antigen, DP alpha 1 chain-like. Gene Ontology annotation, biological process: antigen processing and presentation; immune response. NCBI's taxonomy places the organism in Eukaryota, Metazoa, Chordata, Actinopteri, Perciformes, Anarhichadidae. The transcript has 5 exons. The coding region runs from base 774 to 1490 and encodes 238 amino acids. Gene Ontology annotation, cellular component: membrane; MHC class II protein complex. The record is from RefSeq and is a predicted model, not a curated record.